Molecule: messenger RNA, 1014 nt
Organism: Theobroma umbraticum
Lineage: Eukaryota; Viridiplantae; Streptophyta; Magnoliopsida; Malvales; Malvaceae
Source: RefSeq, a predicted model, not a curated record
AUGGAGAAGGAGGGAGAUGAAGUCGCUAUGGGAGGAAUUAGCGUCCACAAUGGUGCAAAGAAAGUUAAGGCAUGGGCCUUGACUAUACUAGCUAGAGAGGAUGCCCAAGUUGAGAUUCAAGAAAGAGGGGAAAUAUUCUUCUUCUAUAGGCCUAAAGUGAACAAGUCGGAAGCUCACAGCGUUGACGAUGUGCAGCGGUUGUACAUUGUCCUGCGCCCAGAGUCCGGUGAGAGACCUGUUGAAGAGAAGCAAGAUCCCCAGUCUGGCAAGAAGGGUGCCAAGGAGAAAUCAAAUCAAGGUCGAAGUGGGUCAGGCAAGAAUGAAUAUGAAGGUGGAAAAGGUAGCCAGGAAGUAAAUAUUGAAAACGAACCACUGUUUAGGUUCAUGGUUAUGGGACGAAAAAGUCUUCCAGAUCCAAGCAAGAAGUCUCAACCUUUCUGGGGUUAUGUUGAAUUGGUGACUACGAAGAUAGAAGAUGUGAAAAGUGCUGUGAAGGGAGAGGAAUAUGAUACUUCAACAAGAGGCCACCGACGUAGUUUUCCUGCGAGAGCGGUGGGAGAAGGCGUUUACCGCAUUCUGAGGCACAAUUCAGGGAAGAAGAAAAUGCACACUCAUCUGAUCUACAAGCUUGAAUUCCCAUCAGAAGAUGAAGAGAAUGAGCCCCAAGAAUCACUCAACAUUAAGCGUGAAGGCUCAUUCGUGAUACAAAUCAAGAAUCCAGAACAACCUGCCAAUUCCCAAUUCAGGUGACUUCAAAAGAAACGCAAGGCAGCCUUCCCUGCUCACCUGCAAGAACAGCUGGGGCAAAGCCGGUAUCAUCCAGCUGAUCCAUCUGACUUUUUGAACUAUGAAGGAUGUGAAUUCCUGCUGAUAUCGGCCUCAGAUGAUAUCGACAAGGAGCUGGGUUUGGAACUUGAGACCGAAGGGGAAGCAGAUCCAUCUUGUUCAGAUUUGGUCAGGACAUUCGGGGAGACUGCAUCUACAACUCCCCUUUUCAAGGGCAUUUGGGCUUGA